This is a messenger RNA of Acaulospora morrowiae, 1860 nucleotides long. Lineage: Eukaryota; Fungi; Glomeromycota; Glomeromycetes; Diversisporales; Acaulosporaceae. The record is from the annotation of a GenBank genome assembly.
AUGAGUGGAGUUUCUUAUACUAAAAAAGCAAGAAAAUCGAAAAAACGAAGCACAGAAAGGAUCAUCACCGAACGACAAAAACCAGACAAUGAGUUGCAACAUCAAAAGACGACUUUCCAGUUGGCAAGAACAGCCGAACACGUACGAUUGAGAAAGUCCAUCAGAUUACAACAAAAAUCAAAAAAGGAGAGACCUGUCAAAGUCCCAUUUCUACCCGAUGAUAUUAUUCAUAAUGUGUUCGAGCAGUUGCCCUCUCAUUCCAGAUUUAACACCUUGUUAACUAGUAGACGAUUUUGUCGUCUCAUGGUUCCAAUUUUGUGGAGAGCUCCAUUCAUUACACGGUACCACAAUUUCAUACCGAUGGAGACCUCAAAUUUAAUUCUAGUAUACAUAUCAUGUCUCAAUGUCUCUGCGAAGUUGACAUUAAAACAAGCUGGCAUUGUACUUCCAAAUAGUCCACCGCCUCUGUUUCAAUAUCAAUAUUAUCUUAAAGAGUUUUCUUUGAUUCUAUUCGAAAAGAUGAUUGUAGAUUGGUUUGUCAAAAGUCAAAAUCUCGGAGAAAAUCGGAAAAAGGCAUUGUAUUUUGACAAUCGUUCAAGCUUAUCAGAAAGUUCAGUAAAAGCGAAGAUUGAAAUUCUAUUGACUGAGCUCUCGAGGCUUUUAUUUGAUUCCGCUUGUUUAAAGUCAAUCAAACUUUCUUUAACUUCCAGAACUUUAUUUUUACCGGAAAUCUUGUCAUUCUCGAAAUUUGGUCUAAUCUCGAAUAACGUUACAUCUUUAGAGCUAAGCACAACUUGCUUGGGCGCUUCUGAUUACAUCAAAGAUUCAACACUAGGAUUAUUAGAAUCAUUGAAAGCCUCUUUUACGAAACUUCAAAUUUUGGAUAUAAGAUGCUCCAAUGCUCAUGUUCCGGAAUAUUUAAAUUUAAUCAAAGCCCAAAAUAAUCUUGAGAAAUUGACCUUACGACACUCCCGCCUAGUAAAUCCCGUUCUUAAGACUUUGUCAACGCUCUCCUCGACUCUGACAUGGUUAGGAUUUCAAACACUGUACCUGAAAAUAAAAUCUCUUGCUAUCCUUGCGAAUUGCCAGAAUCUUGAGACUUUGGUAUUUCACAACAUCAUGGAGUUUGAUUCUGAACCCUCCGCCUGUGAGGGAACUCCAAUCACACAAUCUUUAUCCGUCAAGAAAAUUUUUAUAUUUGAUGAUUUCCUUGACGCCAAAUUGGAUUUCAAAUUACUAUUUCAGAUGACUAGAAACUCCCUUAAAGAAUUAACCCUGGAGAUUUUGUAUUCCAAUCGUAUCCGGUAUAUUCUUUCUUCGAUAGUGGAAAAUACUUUAGAUCUCAGAUAUCUAGCGCUGCACGUUAAACAUUCGGAUAUCGAGUUUGACAAAUUUUAUAAUUGGAUGAAAGCGUCAAAGUUAGAGUCAUUGGUCUUGAAAUCAAAAGAAUACUAUUUUGGUACCUUCGUUAAGGAAUUAAGCAUAUAUUUUCCUGAAACUUUGUCACAUUUAGAUCUUGAAUUUUACAUCACGCCCGGUCAAUUAGCGAAUUUCUUGAACCGAUGCAAUCAUGUGAGUUUCAAGAGGAUUGGAUUAAAUGAUUGUAGAGGCAUUACAGAUGAACACUUGCACAUACUGAUGAAAUAUGCGGAAUACUAUGGAAGCUUGGAAGUUGUAGAAUAUGACAGGUGGCCGCUAAAAUAUCUGAAUAAGUUUGGGAGACUUGAUAUGUUGUUCGGAAGAGAAGUGAGCUUUUCAAAGAUUAACGAAGAAAAAUUAAAGAAGGCUGGAAGGUUUAUUAAGGUUAUUAGAAGGGAAGGAUUUGAUCCUUUCGAAAAUUUAGGAUCAGCAUUUUAUUGA